AUGGUUUGGAAUGCUAUAAGAGAAAGAGGUCAAAUUGUCGAUUGGGCUGCUCUCGUUUGGUCUUCAAAGGUUAUUCUGAUGCAUUGUUUCAUCCUUUGGUUGGCUUUCCGUGGUAGACUUAGUACCCAUGAUCGUAUUCUUGCUUAUAUGGAUAUUCCGGUCACCAAUUGUAUUCUUUGUAGUGGGUUUACGGAGUCCAUUGAUCAUCUUUUGGGUGACUGUUUUUUUGCUAAGUCUAUUUGGAAUCUUUUCACUUUAGCCAUGGGAAUUAUGAGCUUGCCGGGGUCUUGGGAGGAUAUAAAAGUUUCUGCCCAUGUCUUAUCUAAAGGUAGUAAAUUUCAUGCUAACGUCUUUAAGUGUGGGUUUGCUGCCAUUGUUUAUCAUCUGUGGACCGAGAGAAAUGCUAGAGUCUUUGGUAGAGUUCGUCGAAACGUUGAUCAUGUGUGGAGCAACAUUGUAUUUGAUUGUGGUGCGCUAAUUAGAACGUGGAGGCGGGUUCCUAAAGGCGAGCGGGAAUGGGUCCUUUGUCGCGAAUGGAAAGUCAAUUAUGAUGAAGUCACAUCUUUUAAAUGUUUUAAGGCUAGCUAG
Molecule: messenger RNA, 588 nt
Organism: Impatiens glandulifera
Lineage: Eukaryota; Viridiplantae; Streptophyta; Magnoliopsida; Ericales; Balsaminaceae
Exons: 1
Coding region: 1-588 (195 amino acids)
Source: RefSeq, a predicted model, not a curated record